Messenger RNA from Malaya genurostris, 634 nucleotides. Its product is annotated as small ribosomal subunit protein uS12m. Bases 142 to 555 code for a protein of 137 amino acids. NCBI's taxonomy places the organism in Eukaryota, Metazoa, Arthropoda, Insecta, Diptera, Culicidae. Gene Ontology annotation, cellular component: small ribosomal subunit; ribosome. The record is from RefSeq and is a predicted model, not a curated record. The transcript has 3 exons. Gene Ontology annotation, molecular function: structural constituent of ribosome. Gene Ontology annotation, biological process: translation.
CCCUGGUCAUGCCAUGUCGUUUCGGUUUCUUUCGUAAACAAUAAUAAAAGCUCGAGGAACCAAUGCUGCUUACUUUCUGAUCUUGAACGGUGAAUAGUGAUUAUAUUCCGGAAAACUUUCCCAUUGAAUUGAUUCAGUGCAAUGAAUUUUCUACGGCAAACUUUGGCCAUUACGAAGUCGUUUGCCGGUGAAGCUUUCUCAUCGUUCCUGCAGCGCGGCACGAUGGCCACGCUAAACCAGAUGCAUCGCACCGGACCGCACUUCAAGGUGCGUCCCCCGAGGCAGCCCCUGAACGGUAAACCCUUUGCCAAGGGAAUUAUUCUCAAGACAUUGAUUAAGAAACCGAAGAAGCCCAAUUCGGCCAACCGAAAGUGUGUCCUGGUGCGGCUCAGCACCGGAAAGGAGAUGGUUGCGUACGUUCCCGGCAUCGGUCACAACCUGCAGGAACACAACAUCGUGCUGGUGCGGGUUGGACGGAUGCAGGAUCUGCCCGGUGUAAAGCUGAAAUGUGUUCGCGGAAAAUACGAUCUGCCGCACGUGAUCAAGCAGAAGUGAGAGAUCUCGGCAAAAUGAUAAGUCGGAAGGCCGCCAAUAAAGGCUAUGAAAGAGUUAUGUGUGUAGGAAAAAUUUAAAA